Messenger RNA from Peromyscus eremicus (cactus mouse), 1314 nucleotides. RefSeq names its product ZFP36 ring finger protein (gene Zfp36). The transcript is spliced from 2 exons. The coding region runs from base 162 to 1133 and encodes 323 amino acids. Lineage: Eukaryota; Metazoa; Chordata; Mammalia; Rodentia; Cricetidae. The record is from RefSeq and is a predicted model, not a curated record. Gene Ontology annotation, molecular function: metal ion binding; mRNA binding.
CCUAGUACCCCGCGGUCCCGGCUACGCCGCGGGGGCGCGUCCGGGAAGCUCCCUUGGCCACGCCCCGGCCACGCCCCCAGGCGGAAAGGGCUAUAAAAGGCGAGCGCUUUCGCCGCGGGCCACAGCCAGACUUCUGCGACCCGACUGUCGGUCUCUACUCCAUGGCCAUUCGCGCCACCAUGGAUCUCUCUGCCAUCUACGAGAGCCUCCUGUCAAUAAACCCUGACCUGUCGUCCGACCACGGAGGAACCGAGUCGGGACUUUGGAACAUAAACUCGUCUGACUCCAUCCCAUCUGGGGUCACUUCUCGCCUGACUGGCCGCUCCACCAGCCUGGUGGAGGGUCGAAGCUGUGGUUGGGUACCGCCACCCCCUGGUUUCGCACCCUUGGCUCCCCGCCCGGGGCCUGCGCUGUCACCCUCGCCUACUUCGCCUACUGCAACUCCCACCACCUCCUCUCGAUACAAGACUGAGCUCUGUCGGACCUACUCGGAGAGCGGGCGCUGUCGCUACGGGGCUAAGUGCCAGUUUGCCCACGGCCUGGGUGAAUUGCGCCAGCCCAAUCGCCAUCCCAAGUACAAAACGGAACUCUGCCACAAGUUCUACACCCAGGGCCGCUGUCCCUAUGGUUCUCGAUGCCACUUCAUCCACAAUCCCAACGAGGACCUGGCUGCUCCAGGCCAGCCCCACGUGCUUCGACAAAGCAUCAGCUUCUCAGGCUUGCCCUCGGGCCGCAGAACGUCACCACCUCCACCAGGCUUUCCUGGCCCUUCCCUGUCCUCAUGUUCCUUUUCGCCCUCCAGCUCCCCACCACCACCUGGGGACCUUCCACUUUCUCCCUCUGCCUUCUCUGCUGCCCCCGGGACCCCUGUGACUCGAAGAGACCCUAUUCCAGCCUGUUGCCCCUCCUGCCGAAGGUCUACCACCAACACCAUCUGGGGGCCCUUGGGUGGCCUGGCUCGGAGCCCAUCUGCACACUCCCUGGGAUCCGAUCCUGAUGAUUACGCCAGCAGCGGUAGCAGCCUGGGUGGGUCAGACUCACCGGUCUUUGAGGCCGGAGUGUUUGUGCCUCCCGCGCCCCCUGCACCCCCAAGGCGUCUCCCCAUCUUCAAUCGCAUCUCUGUCUCUGAGUGACAAAUGCCCACCCAGUAUGGAUCAGCUAGAUCUCAAGAGGGCGGGGCUUAUUGCUGUGGGGACCUAAGGGAACUCUUAAGUUAGUGCCUUCUCCCUGACAUUCCAAAAUGCAUUAACCCACUCCUGGUGCUGUGCUGGGGCAGGUCCCUAGCUGCAAAUUCAGUGUUUAGGUGGAUAGGUU